AUGGCCUUGAGCGAUAUCCUGUACCCUGGCAACCCAGCGAGGCGGGAAAAGGUGGUGCGGUUACACCAGGACCUGAUCAACUGCAUAGAGCUCAAUUUUGAUGCCACCAAUGAGCUGAUUAAAGCCUUAAACACACACUGUCAGUUCAAGUUGCACCCCAUUAAGAUGAACAAGAACGGCACCGUCCGGGAGAACUGCGACGUACUCCUCGCAGCCAUACAGUCCAUCCAAGACACGCUGCAGGCCAUCGAUGCAAGGUUGAAGAGCGAACUGGAGCCAGAUCUCUACCGAAAGCUUCACGAUUUCCAGGAGCCUGAUGCCAAGAAGAUGCAGAUUCUGCGCAAUGUGGCCAAGGGGGUGAGCUUCCUUGGUGGGAUCGUGGCCAUAAGGAUCUUCUACAACCUGGCGUCGCCGGUGGUGAGCAGAGUCCUGAGCCAAAUGAGCACCAUCUUGGCCAGGAUCAGUGCCUCUGUGAUAGGCCUCAUGGCUGGCGCGUUACUGGGCGUGGGUGUCGACUUGAUUCUCAGCGCGAUCCUGGGCGCUGUAGAGAGAGACCAACUGGAGGCGAAGAUUCAGGAGCUCGAGAAGCUGGUGAGUGAGUUGAAGCCAGCCUCCCAUGAGUAUUACAAAACCAUCAUAAAGAUCAGCUGCACGCUGCCAUAGCCGGAGGAGAAUCAGCCGCUCAGACGACUCCAGACCAAGCUGCAAGUUACCAUUACUUGUAAAAAUAAGGCCGUGGGGAUCAGCUCCCAUCUACCGUGACUUAGCCCAGCGCCAUUAAAGCCAGCACAAUAAAUGAUCUCUAGCUCUUA
Molecule: messenger RNA, 812 nt
Organism: Malaclemys terrapin pileata
Lineage: Eukaryota; Metazoa; Chordata; Testudines; Emydidae
Product: single-pass membrane and coiled-coil domain-containing protein 3-like
Exons: 1
Coding region: 1-663 (220 amino acids)
Source: RefSeq, a predicted model, not a curated record